Molecule: messenger RNA, 3867 nt
Organism: Plasmodium fragile
Lineage: Eukaryota; Apicomplexa; Aconoidasida; Haemosporida; Plasmodiidae
Exons: 6
Coding region: 1-3867 (1288 amino acids)
Biological process (GO): receptor-mediated endocytosis; intracellular protein transport
Cellular component (GO): AP-4 adaptor complex; membrane coat
Molecular function (GO): cargo adaptor activity
Source: RefSeq, a predicted model, not a curated record
AUGCUUGGAUUCACGGGAUCAUGUCUGUCCAAGGAGUUUUUCGACUUAGCAAAAUCGAUUGGGGAGGCCCGCUCGAAGCAGGAGGAAGACAGAAUCAUAUGCAAUGAGAUCGUUUUGCUCAAGUCAAGGUUUGCGGAUCCGAGUGCGUCAGUAAAACAGAUAAAGGAAUACCUGAUCAGGGCGAUUUACAUUGAAAUGCUGGGACAUGAUGCCUCCUUCGCAUAUAUCCACGCAGUUAAGCUGGCGCACGAGAAGAAUAUUUUGUGCAAGAGGACGGGCUACUUAUCGUGCAACUUGUUCCUAAAUAAAGACCAUGAAUUAAUGCUACUUCUAAUUAAUACAAUACAGAAGGAUUUAAAAAGCGACAACCAUUUGGAAAUAUGGGCAGCCCUAAAUUGUGUGUGUAAAUUACUAAACAGUGAAAUGAUCCCAGCGAUAUUUCCAAUUAUAAAAAAUUUAUUAAAUCAUAAAAAUGAGUUGAUAAGAAAAAAGGUUUGUAUGUUAUUACAUAAGAUGUAUUUAAUAGAUCCAUCCUUGAUAAAAGAAAUUGACAUAUUUUUGAAGAAGCUAUUGUGCGAUGUCGACCCAUCCGUGAUGGGUGCGUCAUUAAAUUUGAUCUUUUGCAUUGCCAAGAAUGAUAUUAGCUAUUGUAUAAAGUUAGUUCCAUACUUAGUUUCUAUUCUGAAGCAAAUAUGUGAAAAUAAGUUGCCAAAGGAUUACGAUUACCAUAGAAUCCCCGCUCCGUGGAUUCAAAUUAAAAUACUAGCAAUUUUUAGAGUUCUCGGAUACUCAAAUAAAAAGAUAUCAGAACAGAUGUACGAGGUUUUACAAAAGACGAUGCAGAGAGCUGACUUUGGCAUAAACGUUGGUUAUGCUAUUAUAUACGAGUGUGUAAAAACUAUUGCUACUAUAUACCCUUCUCAUCAUUUGCUAGAGUUGGCAUCUCUGUCCAUAUCAAGAUUUAUUUCCUCAGAUAAUCAUAAUCUUAAGUACGUUGGUGUUACGGGGCUAGCGUUGAUUGUGAAGAUUAACCCUAUGUAUGCAUCGAAGCACCAGUUAGCUGUAGUAGACUGCUUAGAGGACAAAGACGAAACAUUAAAAAUGAAAACGUUAGAUUUGUUGUACCAAAUGACGAAUCCUCUAAAUGUUAAAGUAAUUGUAGAUAAGCUUUUAUUUCAUGUGGAGAAUUCGCUAGAUAUUCAUUUUAAGCAUGACUUGGCGUGCAAAAUUAUUCAGUUAAUUGAAAGGUACACUCCAGAUGAUAUUUGGUUUUUAAAUACUAUCAACUCUUUGUUUUUGUCCGUGGGUGAAUUACUCGAUGAGAGUUAUUCCUACUCCCUUAUUAAGCUCUUGAAGGACAGCUCCAUGUGCCUGGAUUCGGACUCCGGUGACGAUUUAGUUCGCAGUGGAGUGAAUGAGGAGGUUAGUAGUAUGGCUGGAGAUCACCGCAAACGCGACAAGGGUAAUGUAGCUUACGCAAAUGAAGGGGAAAGUACAAAUACGGCUUAUUUAAAAAACAUUGCAGAGAUGGAGAGUAGGGGAGAAUUGCUGAGUGAGUCCUCGCCCCCAGGGGGAGAAGAAGGAGUUAGCAACCAUCCAGACGAGAAGCCCAAUUGUGGAAAUUACGACAUAGGGCAAAAUGAUGUAAGUGUGGCACUUGAUGAUAGUGAGAAAGUACUCAUUUUGGGGUCGGUAAACAAAGAUGGAAAUAGCGACGAAUUAGCAAAGGAUAACAGCCAUACUGGUGAGAAUCUCAUUAGGGGAACAUCCAAUCGAGAAAAUGAUGAAAAUGAAUUAAAAGAAAAAAAUAAAAUAAAUGAUGAUUUGUACAAUUUGAGGAAAUAUGCCGUGAAUACCUACAUAACCAUGCUAGAAAAUAACGAAAAUAUUCCCUUCAUUUUGAUGCAAAUUAUUUGCUGGGUGUUAGGAGAAUAUAGCUACCUGUGUGAUAUAGAAAAUUACACAACUGAAGAUAUCAUUGAUUUGCUAUGUGAGUGUCUGGAAAGAACUUAUAACAACCCAGAUAGAGUUAAGUCUUGCAUAAUUACAGCGAUUUUUAAAUUGUGCUGUUUCAACAAUGUAACCGAUCAUGUCGUUGCGAAGAAUUUAAUCGAGAAAUACAAGAACAGCAGACUCACAGAUAUGCAACAGAGGUGUUACGAAUAUAGCUCCAUUUUAAAUAACCCGAAUUUAAUGAAAAAUGUAUUUUCAAUAUCGAGUAAGCAGAAAAUGGUCAUUGAUGAAAAUUUGUCCUUUUUAAAUCCCUUGGUGGAUAAACAUUUGGCAAGUGGAGGGAAGGCUUACAUAAAGAAGGAGUUAAGGCAAACCGAAACAAAUUUUGAAUCAGCUAAGAACAGCGUCCCCACGCUCAAUUUCACACCAUAUGAAUUACCAAUCAAUAACAGAAUACACAUUGAUACCUUGCACACGUCCAACAGUGGCUCUGGGUAUGAAAGGAGUUACAAGUAUGAUACAUCUGCGCAUGUUUCGUUAGAGGAUAAAAGUACUAACCUCAAAGAGAGGGAAAAAACAUUUAAGCUUAACGUGGUGGGCCCUAAAAAAUGGACAAGAGAAACGUGCAAAAUUGAAGGGAAAAAUAAUAAUGAGAAAAAUAGCAACAAAAAUGGAAAGAAAAAGAAAAAGAAAAAGAAAAAAAAAAAAAAAAAGGGGGACAACCAGACAACCUAUGAGUUUAAAGGUAGCCAUGAAAAUGUGAGCAUAAAUAAAGUAGGCAACAAGGAUGGGCAAAAAAGACUUCCUAAAAUUAGGAACACGCAGGGUGAAAUUGAACAAGAAGAGGUGGAACAGGAGGAACAAAGCAAUGAUGAACUUUUUUAUGAAAACAAAUAUGGUGGACACGGAACAGAAGGCAUAGGCAAGGAAGAAGACGAAGUGGAUAGCGCAGAAGAGGACGAAGAACAAGGUGAAGAAGACGACGAGGAUGAGGAGGAGGAAGAGGAGGACGACGAAACAGUGGAAAAUGAAGGAAACUAUGGCGACAAUCAUGAACCAGGGAAUGAAGGAAGAGAGAAUGAAAAAAGAAUGGAUAAUUUAGGAGAUUACUACAAUCAGAAUUACGAAAGUUUUGACGAAAGAGAUAUACACAACUUAAGGGAUAACAAGCACGAUCGUGCGAGCAGCAGCAAUGCAUCCGCAACACAUAACGAGCUAACAGAGAAGGAAAAAAUGGCUGCUGCUCUUUUUAAUGGUCUACUAUCAAACAAUUCUUCAGUUGACUAUUCGAGAAAUAAUUACUCUUCUAGUUUUUCAAGUAAAAAAAGUCACGCGUUGUUGUCCAAUAGGAAUUAUUUUAACUGCAAAUCUGAUGAGAGCAGGACGGAUGAAAGGGGAAAACACUUUGUUGAGAAAAGUUCGAGGAAAUUCCAAAGAGAACCUGGUGCAUGGGGCAGUCAACAGGUGGACAAGCAGAGCUCUUCGUCGAAUAUUUGGGGAAAUUCUUCAAACAAAUUGGACGAAAUGAAAAAAUCCAAGUGUGCAUUUGAUAUGCUAGAUUUGAACGAACCUUCUUCUAAAAGGGACUUAGUGGAGGAAGAAGAGGAAAAUAGGACCUGUAAAGACGAGGAUAAAAAUCUGUGGAACAGCAUCAGCAAUCAGAAGAAGGCCGUUUUUUUAAACGCUACAGAGUUAAGCAUAUUUCAAAUAAUUAAAAGUAUUGAGAACAACCUAAAUGCCAACGUGGUGGAAGUCAGCACAAAGGAAGCCCUAGUUUCCUGCAUAUAUAGCAGCAAUAAAGUGUUGGUAAAAAUCAAAAUAGAGGAAAACAAAUUGGUUUUUUUAGUGAAGUCCGCUGACACUAGCAUAAUUGACAGCGUCAUUGACAUUCUGAGAAAUUUGUUUCACGUAUGA